Molecule: messenger RNA, 807 nt
Organism: Protopolystoma xenopodis
Lineage: Eukaryota; Metazoa; Platyhelminthes; Monogenea; Polystomatidea; Polystomatidae
Source: the annotation of a GenBank genome assembly
AUGCAGACAAGUUGCUACGACCUCAAGCGCUCUUCUGGUGGCACGAUUUCCAGUUCCCUGCGUACGGGCUACUACAGAACAACUACGGCGACAGCCAAUGCAGCCUCGUCUGAUCAGCUGCUCCAAGAUUGUCAUCUUCUGACCCCUGGCUCCAAGUGUUGUGGGCAAUCUGACGGAAAAUGCAUCUGCACUGCGGAGCUGAUGGUCUCGAAGCGAAGGAUGCGGCACCACGGACACGGCGGCCCGGCGGUUGGGUGUGAUUUCGAUCAGAAGAAUGGGCAUGCCAUUGUGGAGGGAGUGGGAAAUAAUGAGAGGAGGGAGGUGGAAGAGUCGGAAUUGGAGGAACCUAAUGAGAGUGUCACAAAAGAGGCGAAAAAUGCGAAUAAAAUGGAAGUCUAUGAAGAGAGAGAUUUGCUAGAAGGAGGUAACAAUGGCUGCUACAGUUUUGCGAUAAUGGAGCAAGAUGAAAAGUGUCUUCAAGUGCGUGGUUUUGUCCGUCGAGAGGGGAUCAAAAGAGAAAAAGGAGGCGAACUUGCUGAAAAAGGGUUUCGUUUGAUUCAGACCGCAUGCAAUGAACGGGAAAAUAACGAAAACCGAUGUGACCAAAUAACCGACAAUCCCGAAAUUACAAAGACACACUUGAGCAGCAUUGGUUCACUUGACAACCGGACCCCAGCAACACACGAGCUGAUGCUAGGGAAACGCGAUGCCAAGAGCACUAGCCCUGGUCACUUCGCUAUGCUGCACCAUCCGGCUUGGAGAAAGACGAGAAUGGCGACCUGGCAUCCCAGACCUCAGCGUCCAGGG